Messenger RNA from Calidris pugnax (ruff), 585 nucleotides. Its product is annotated as DEP domain-containing protein 1A-like. The transcript is spliced from 2 exons. Lineage: Eukaryota; Metazoa; Chordata; Aves; Charadriiformes; Scolopacidae. The coding region runs from base 90 to 377 and encodes 95 amino acids. Gene Ontology annotation, cellular component: nucleus; transcription repressor complex. The record is from RefSeq and is a predicted model, not a curated record.
UAGAUCUGCUUCAGCCUCAUUUAGAGAGAAUUGCUGUCGAAGCACUACAGAUCUGUUGUUUGUUGCUUCCACCACCGAAUCGUAGGAAGAUGCAGCUCCUCAUGCGGAUGAUCUCUCGCAUCAGCGAAAACGUCGAUAUGCCACGGCUGCACGAUGCCAUGGGCACGCGUUCCUUGAUGAUACAGACCUUCUCUCGGUGCGUGCUGUGCUGCGCAGAAGAAGUAGAUCUUGAUGAGCUGCUUUCUACGCGAUUAGUUUCCUUUCUGAUGGACCACCAACAGGAAAUAUUUAAGGUGCCAACUUACCUGCAGGUCGCGGUGCGAGAUCACAUAGAAUACAUGAAGAUGGCUCAGGUUGGUGGCAUGACAGAAGCUUAAUUUCAGUUGCUGAUUGCAGGGUAUUUCUUACUUCUGAAGGUGAAUGGGAAGAAUAAGCCUAUAUUUUGAAUGCAAAGUUUAAUAAUUACACUGUUGGUGUAGGCCUAGGUAUUUGCUACUUGAUAAAGUUUUGCAACUUGUGAUGUCACUGUACAUUGGUUUGUUUGGACGUUUGCUAAGUAUCUUCUCACUGAAAUAGUAUAUAAUA